AUGGCCUCGCGAGCCUCCACGCCGCUGCGCAUAGCAGCGCAGCACCUCAGACUGGCCCACCGGUCCCCGAGGACCUUCGCGUCCGCCGCCACCCCGAAGACGAGCACAUACAGCAAGACGCUGCCCUCGUCACGGACGGCCGCCACAGCGACCGCCUCCAAACCCUCGCCGACCAAGCCGGCGGCGGCGUCGCCCGCCGCUCCGGCCAAGAAGACGCUGGUCAGGAAGAUCGAGCCGGCGGGCCACCACGUGCCCAACCCGGCCGCCGAGGCGCCGGCGCCGGGCCAGGCCACGCACCGCCGCAUCCCGCAGGUCUCGGGGAAGCCGCUGCCGGACGCGCCGCCGACGCAGAACGACGCCGGCAGCCCCAUCGACUGGGCCUCGUCCUUCCACGGCCUCGGCACCAGCACCUUCGACCCCGAGGUCGCCAGCCUGCUGCAGGCCCCGCUCGAGGCCGACGACAUCGAGGUCAAGCCCGAUGGCAUCCUGUACCUGCCCGAGAUCAAGUACCGGCGCGUGCUGAACGCGGCCUUCGGGCCCGGCGGCUGGGGCCUCGCGCCCAGGGGCGAACUGGUUGUGACGGAGCGCAUAGUGUAUCGGGACUAUGCCCUGGUUGCACAUGGCCGGUUUGUCGGCCAGGCGCGCGGCGAGAUGCAGUACUUCAGCGAUGACGGCAUCUCGACGGCGGCCGAGGGUUGCAAGUCGAACGCGCUGAUGCGCUGCUGCAAGGACCUGGGCAUCGCCUCGGAGCUGUGGGACCCGCGCUUCAUCCGCAAGUUCAUGAGGGAGCACGCCCACCAGGUCUGGGUCGAGCACGCCACCUCCAAGAAGAGGAAGCAGAUCUGGCUGCGCAAGGACGACGAGAUACGGUACCCCUACAAGAAGACGACCCUAUAA
Molecule: messenger RNA, 897 nt
Organism: Neoarthrinium moseri
Lineage: Eukaryota; Fungi; Ascomycota; Sordariomycetes; Amphisphaeriales; Apiosporaceae
Exons: 2
Coding region: 1-897 (298 amino acids)
Biological process (GO): interstrand cross-link repair; recombinational repair
Cellular component (GO): mitochondrial nucleoid; mitochondrial chromosome
Molecular function (GO): single-stranded DNA binding
Source: RefSeq, a predicted model, not a curated record